Coregonus sp. 'balchen' is the source of this 572-nucleotide messenger RNA. The record is from the annotation of a GenBank genome assembly. NCBI's taxonomy places the organism in Eukaryota, Metazoa, Chordata, Actinopteri, Salmoniformes, Salmonidae.
AUGAUCUCCAGUGACUCCUUCAAGGUGGACGUGUGUGGCCUGCUGGCAUACUCUUGGUGGUGAGUGUCCUUUUUGGUCCAUCUGUAAUACCGGAGAAUAGUAGUUAGAAUCAAAGUUGAUACCAAAGGUUCGGUUUCCUUGUAUUGCAGCUGCAGAUUCUAUUGUGCUUACAACCAAUAAAGUAUUUGAUGUGUGUGUGUCUGCUCUGAAUGUGAUUAGCAUAACCAGUUGACUUAAAGGGAUACUUUGGGAUUUUGGCAAUGAGGCUGUUUAUCUACUUCCCCAGAGACAGAUGAACUCUUGGAUACCAUUUGUAUGUCUCUGUUGUAAGGGUUGUUUAUGCAAAGACCAGUAGACUGAACUAAGCACCUUUUCUAUCCUCUGAUAUACAGUAAUAUAGAGGCCCCUCACUCCCCUGUCUCUCGCCCUCUCUCUAUUCCAGGUGCCACUACUGUAAGUCCUCUUGUCACGUGUCCUCGCUGCGGAUCCCCUACGCCUGCAAACUGCUAUUCCAGGAGCUGCAGUCCAUGAACAUCGUCCCCCGCCUUAAACUAGCACGCUACAACGAGUAA